Mytilinidion resinicola is the source of this 6002-nucleotide messenger RNA. RefSeq names its product protein transport protein sec72. Lineage: Eukaryota; Fungi; Ascomycota; Dothideomycetes; Mytilinidiales; Mytilinidiaceae. The record is from RefSeq and is a predicted model, not a curated record. The transcript has 3 exons. The coding region runs from base 165 to 6002 and encodes 1945 amino acids. Gene Ontology annotation, molecular function: guanyl-nucleotide exchange factor activity. Gene Ontology annotation, biological process: regulation of ARF protein signal transduction.
CUCCCGCUUCUUCUGCCAUUCUUACACCUUGCCCAGUCUCGCGCCUGAUCGGUAGGCCCAGACGUCCUCGACCCCACUUUCCCCCCUCGAAAUGCUACUCUGAAGCGCCUACCAGGCCUCAAAGAAGCUCCAUCCAGCAUACGCGGCACCCUGAAUAGACCACCAUGGCCGACGUCGACGCCCCGGUCGUUGCAACGCAAAACGCUCCCAACGGCCACGCCGAGGAGCAUGCUACUCCAGCAGAUGAGGAGAAGCGCAUUGACUACCACGGAGCACCCUCCGCCGUUGAAUUAGCGGAGGAGGGAACGGUAUCACACGCAGAGGACUCCGUGUCCUCAAAGGAACUCCCGGAUCCUCCCACGCUUUCAGUUGAGACCCCGACGCUCAACCUGCCCAAUGGACAGGAAACUCCGCGCACAGCCGACUUCUUCGACCAUCGAAUGCAUGCAGAUGCUCGCUCGCGAACCGACUCCCAGUCCACCGCAGCGACCACCGCUACCAGACCCUCGACCCGCAGCUCUUUAGUAUUCGUUGUAACAGCGCUGGAGACAAUCUCUGCGUCCAAGGAUGCACGGAAGAACAAGAAGCUCGGGGACUCGACCGCUCAGGCGUUGGCUGCAAUCAAGAGCGAAGGCGACCCUUCACACAUCAACCCCGAAAUCCUCUUCGAGCCCCUCCAGCUCGCCUCCGAAGCCCACACUGUCUCGGUGUCUAUCACCGCCCUCGAUUGCAUUGGGAAGCUAAUUAGCUACUCCUACUUCUCCGUCCCUGCCGAUCCACACGCCCAAUCCUCCGACGCUCCGCCUUUGAUCGAAAGGGCUAUAGACACAAUAUGCGAUUGUUUUCAGGGGGAGGCGACACACCCGGACGUACAGCUGCAGAUUGUGAAGUCUCUGCUGGCAGCCAUUCUGAACGACAAGAUUGUUGUGCAUGGGGCAGGCCUCCUGAAGGCCGUGCGGCUUACCUACAAUAUAUUCCUGCUGUCCAAAUCUAGUGCAAACCAGCAGGUUGCGCAAGGAGCGCUCACUCAGAUGGUGGGAACUGUUUUUGAAAGAGUCAAGGGCAGGCUAUCAGCUAAGGAAGCUCGAGUAAAUGUCUCACAGGUAUCUCUGGACAACGGCAAAAGCGGAUCAGAUGAAAGCAUCCGGGAAGAGAUUGAAGGAAGCACAGUCGGCGUGGAUGGAUCUGAGGUCGCUGCGGAGGAAGACGAAGAUGAAGAAGAGACCCCCGAAGCUUCAGAAGCUGGAACACACGAACCCAGCGACAAGCCUGUGGAGAAGCAUACCGGCCCAAAGAUUACCUUACAGAGCUUUGAGAAUAACAUGAGCUUCAAUGACGACCGAAUCCAUGACAAUGCGCCCACCCUUGUCACUAGAAUCAAGGGACGAGCAACACCCAGAUCCAUAUCUGGACAAGAUGCAUCCCCGAACCCUCAGCAUGACGGCGAAGGCUCUGACGAAGAGGAAGAAGACGAAAUCUUCAUUCGAGAUGCAUACCUCGUGUUCCGCGCCAUGUGCAGACUCAGCACCAAAUCGCUCCAGGUGGAACACGCCGUGGAUAUCAAAUCUCAAGGAAUGCGGUCGAAACUGCUCUCCCUCCACAUAAUACACACCAUUCUCCACAACAACAUAGUCGUCUUUAUAUCACCAUAUGCCACGAUACGGAGUAGUAGCAGCGAUGAGCCGACGACCUUUGUGCAAGCCAUCAAGCAGUAUUUAUGCUUAAGUCUAAGCCGGAAUGGUGCUAGCUCUGUGAACCGGGUGUUCGAAGUCAGCUGUGAGAUCUUCUGGCUGAUGCUAAAAUACUUGCGGGUCAUGCUGAAGAAAGAGAUCGAGGUGUUCUUGAAAGAGAUCUACCUUGCCAUUCUUGAACGACGAACUGCAGCGGUCUUUCAGAAGCAGUACAUCUUGAUUGUUCUGGGAAGGCUCGCAGCAGAUCCUAGGGCGCUGGUCGAGAUAUAUCUCAACUACGACUGCGAUCGAACGGCCCUGGACAACAUGUACCAGAGGAUCGUAGAACAUCUUUCUAGGAUAUCUAGUACUCCUGUUGCGAUCACGCCGAUCCAACAACAAGCCUACCAAGAUCACCAUGGCAAGCAGUCAAAUCUGUCAGACUGGCAAGCUCGGGGCACACUUCCACCAGCACUCUCGACAGCGUCAAUGCAUUCCCCCCACGAAGUUGACCAAGGAUAUCCCUUAGAAUAUGCUAUGAAGCAGGAAUCACUCGAAGCUCUGGUCGAGAUUCUCCGCUCUCUUGUCAAUUGGUCCCAGCAAGGCGUCGCGGAAGCUACUGCAGCCCUUCGCGAGUCCGAGUCAAGGGCAUCUGUUGAUGACUUCCGGGAAUCGAUAGAUAACCGGACUACAGUAGACUCGCCACACCCUGGAUUUGACUCAGGCACAGCAACGCCGCUAGCUGAGGAUGACCCCAAUCAGUUAGAGAAAGUGAAGCAGCGAAAGACGGCUUUGACGAACGCUGUGAGGCUGUUCAAUUUCAAGCCUAAGCGAGGCAUGAAAGCGCUUUUGAAAGAUGGUUUCAUCAAGUCUGAAAAGCCAGAGGACGUUGCUCGCUUCCUACUUGACAACGACGCCAUUGACAAGGCAUCACUAGGCGAGUUCCUCGGCGAGGGCGAUGCAGCAAACAUAGCCAUCAUGCACGCGUUUGUAGACUACAUGGACUUUGCCAAGACACGAUUUGUGGAUGCUUUGAGGCGUUUCCUCCAGAGUUUCCGUCUUCCUGGAGAGGCCCAAAAGAUUGAUCGUUUCAUGCUUAAAUUUGCUGAGCGGUACAUCACUGGAAACCCUAAUGCCUUUGCUAACGCUGAUACCGCAUACGUACUCGCCUACUCUGUCAUCUUGUUAAACACCGAUCAGCAUAGCACAAAAAUGAAAGGACGCCGCAUGACACCCGAGGACUUCAUCAAGAACAACCGCGGUAUCAACGACAACGCCGACCUUCCAGAGGAAUAUCUUCUUGGGAUCUACGAUGAAAUUGCACACAACGAGAUCGUGUUGUACACUGAGAGAGCGGCCGCGGCGAACCAGGGCAUCGUAGUUCAGCCUACUGUCGGAAUUGCUGCAAAUAUUGGACAGGCAUUGGCGACUGUAGGGCGAGAUCUACAGCGAGAGGCUUAUGUACAAGCAUCAGAAGAGAUGGCGAACAAGACUGAACAGCUUUACAAGUCAUUACUACGAGCUCAACGGCGGACAGCAACGAAAAUGCCUGUGUCGAAGUUCAUUCCCGCGUCUUCUUUCAAACAUGUCGGUCCUAUGUUUGAAGUGACAUGGAUGCCAUUCCUUACAGCACUCUCAGGUCAAGCACAAGAGGGCCACAAUAUUGAAACCAUGAAGGCUAAGAACGUCGAGGCACUAAAAGUGCUCCUCGAAGUCGCGCACAACGAAGGAAACCACCUAAAAGAAUCCUGGCGAGAUAUCCUUACUUGUGUGUCACAGCUUGAUCGCUUCCAACUCAUCUCGACUGGUGUGGAUGAGAGGGCAAUCCCAGAUGUCCUAAAGGCACACAUGCAACCCCCAACGUCCCGAAAAUCCUUAACCGUGCCGAACCGACGCAGAGCUGCGCCUCAUAACAGCAACGUUCACUAUCAGGCCGAUAUUGCGGAGGAGAGCCGCUCCACAGACAUGAUACGAGCUGUCGAUCGAAUAUUCACAAACACUGCCAAUCUCUCGGGAGAGGCCAUCGUGGACUUCGUGAAAGCGUUAACGCAGGUCAGCUGGCAGGAGAUUGAGUCGUCUGGACAGAGUGAAUCACCACGUACCUACAGUUUGCAGAAACUAGUAGAAAUCAGCGGGUACAACAUGACUCGUGUUCGUUUUGAGUGGACGAAUAUUUGGCAAAUCCUUGGGGCUCACUUCAAUGAUGUUGGAUGUCAUACCAACACCAACGUGGUCUUCUUUGCUCUCAAUUCGCUGCGACAACUAUCCAUGCGCUUUAUGGAGAUUGAGGAACUUCCUGGUUUCAAAUUCCAGAAGGAUUUCCUUAAACCGUUCGAACACAUCAUUAGCAACACGACCGUCGUCCAGGUGAAGGACAUGGUCCUUCGUUGUUUGAUCCAGAUGAUCCAGGCUCGCGGUGAAAAUAUUCGUUCCGGUUGGAGAACAAUGUUUGGCGUCUUCACUGUUGCUGCUAGGGAACCAUACGUAGAGGGCAUCGUUAGCCUCGCUUUCGAGAAUAUCACUCAAGUGUAUAAUACCAGGUUUGGCGUUGUCAUCUCACAAGGAGCAUUUGCAGACUUGAUUGUCUGUUUGACAGAGUUCUCGAAGAACUACAAAUUCCAGAAGAAAUCGCUACAGGCCAUCGAAUUACUGAAGGCGUCAGUCCCGAAGAUGUUACGGACUCCAGAAUGUCCUCUCUCAGUUAGAGCUGGAUUCGUCAAGGACAGCGAACAAGGGUCUUCUAUUCCAAAGCAGCCUACCCGUCAAACCCAGGAGGAGCAAUUUUGGUUCCCGGUUCUCUUCGCCUUUCACGACGUGCUGAUGACCGGCGAGGAUCUUGAAGUUCGGUCUCGGUCGUUGAAUUACCUGUUCGAAACUCUCAUCGCCUAUGGUCACAACUUCCCACAAGACUUCUGGGAUAUGCUCUGGCGUCAACUUUUGUAUCCAAUCUUUAUGGUGCUGAAAUCAAAAUCCGAGAUGAACAAGGUUCUUAACCACGAAGAGCUGUCGGUCUGGCUGUCCACAACUAUGAUCCAGGCUCUGAGGAACAUGAUCAAACUCUUCACACAUUUCUUCGAGUCUCUCGAGUACAUGUUGGAUCGAUUCCUUGAUCUACUCGCGCUUUGCAUAUGUCAGGAGAAUGACACCCUUGCAAGGAUUGGGAGCAACUGCCUGCAGCAAUUAAUUCUACAGAAUGUGCAGAAAUUCCAACCAGAGCAUUGGCAUAAGAUUGUCAACGCGUUUGUAGAGCUGUUCAACAGGACGGAAGCAACUGCCCUUUUCUCAGCAGCUACAGCAUCAUCAUAUACACCGACUUCUUCGACACCUUCUAACGGGUAUCGCAACGCGUCACAGCCCAAGACGCCGACUGCUGAGGCAAACAUUACGGACCUACCGCUCUCUCAGACUCCGACUGAAGAGUCGCAAGACAAUGCUCUCGGCAUCAAUGGCCUCCCGACACCGCGUCGAUCCUCAGCCGUAUCGUCCGAAGCGUCAAUUACCACGCCCUCGGACACCCGUAUGCCGUCGCCCCUCCCCAAACGGCAAACUGCAGAGCUAGAAGACUACCGACCAGAUGACCACAAUCUCCAGCAAGCCCCGGUAGUUGUAACAGCCGCACGCCGUCGCUUCUUUAAUCAAAUAAUCACCAAAUGCGUUCUGCAGCUCCUCAUGAUCGAAACUGUGCAGGAGUUGUUCACCAACGACGCCGUCUACGAGAAGAUCCCGUCGGGCGAACUCCUCCGCCUCAUGGCAGUGCUCAAGAAAUCGUAUCAGUUCGCCAAACGCUUCAAUGCGGACCGUGACCUCCGCACGCGCCUCUUCCGCGAGGGCUUCAUGAAGCAGCCGCCAAAUCUGCUCAAGCAGGAAUCCGGCUCGGCGUCUGUAUACGUCAGCAUCCUCUUCCGUAUGUACCACGACACGUCAACCGAGCGGGCGGCCUCACGCGCCGAGACCGAGGCUGCGCUCGUGCCGCUGUGCGAAGACAUUGUCGCCAGCUACAUUGAACUCGAUGAGGAGACGCAACAGCGGAACAUCGUCACGUGGCGGCCUGUGGUGGUCACCGUACUAGACGGGUACACCGGAUUCCCGGAGCCGGAGUUCGAGAAGCAUGUCGAGGUGUUUGCACCACUGGUUGUAGGGCUAUUGGGGACGGAGAUGGUGGGAGAUGUGCAGCGGGUGGUGCAGGCGCUGGUGAUGCGCAUCUUUGAGGCGAAGCUGGGGAUUCCGCGCGUCCCACUCAUGACGCCAGUUGUAAGAAGUCCCCGGGGCAGUUUUAGUGGUGGGGUAGGAGUUAUGGGACAACAACAGAGAAGAGGAAGUAGGGGGAGGUAG